UGGUUGCUCUUUGCUCUUUGCUCUCUGCUCUUUGCUCUUUGCCUCUUUCUCGCAGAAGAGACAACGCGGCUAGUGCGGACAAGAGAUCUUCGUCUGGCCAUCGCACCUUCGGACGGUCAAGUGGUACCGCGGACCGGCGGUCGGACAGUCGGGCCCGACGCGUCUCGAGAGCGUGUGUGUGUGUUAUCGGCCGUCCACAUCAGCCCAGGCCCGGUUUGGGGCAGAAGCGCAGCAACAGGCUUGUCCAAGCGGAUGGAUGGCCCCCCUUCCCGCCCACUUCUUGCGACACUUGACAGACUAAUUGGCCAGUUUGUCCGUUGCGCUGCUGCCGGACGAGUGGAUUUCGCGUUGCUGCCUUUCGGACAACACUUUCGCUUGCGCCACCUCCACUUCGGCUUUGGCGAUUGCGCUGCUCGUCGUCAAGUGUGCGCCCUUGAAGCCCUUCCUGAUCCGUCCUAG
Messenger RNA from Protopolystoma xenopodis, 459 nucleotides. The record is from the annotation of a GenBank genome assembly. NCBI's taxonomy places the organism in Eukaryota, Metazoa, Platyhelminthes, Monogenea, Polystomatidea, Polystomatidae.